AUGUCGGCCGAGGCUGCGGCGCUCGGCGAGGUGUACCGACGCGCCGCCACCGACGGCGAGCUCCUCGAGGAGGGUGUCGAGCAGCUGCUGCGCCUGCUGCAGCCGGGGCCGGGGGCUGUCUUUUGCGACCUCGGCUCUGGGCGCGGCGAGGCGCUCCUGCACGUGGCGGCGCGGGGGAGGUAUCGCGGCUGCAUCGGUGUCGAGCUGCUCGAGGAGCGGCACAGCACGGCGGUGGGCUCGCUCGCCGCCGCGGUGGGUGACGGGCUACUGCCGUCCCCCGUGCGGCUCGUGCGCGGCGACCUCACCGAGUUGGGGGCGUGGGUGGAGCGGGAGAGGGCGGAGGCGGACGGGGCGGAGGCGCCGCGCCGGUGGAGCGGCGAGGCGCGGGACGGCGAGGAUGGCGAGGCGGUGCCGCUGCGCGACGUCAGCCACGUCUUUGCCUGCUCGGUCUGCUACGACGACGUGCUGCUCCGCUCGAUGGCGACGGCGCUCGGCGACGUGCGGCUCUUCCCGCGCUUCCAGCUGCUCGUCUCGCUGCGCGCGCUGCCUUCGCAGCCGCACCUCGUGCAGGUCGGCGAGGUGCAGCUCGUCACCUCGUGGAACGGCGGCGCCACCGCGCGCGUCUACGUGCCCACCGACCUGCUGGAGCGGCCCGACGACGCGUUGCCGCUGCCGGCCCUCUCGCAGCUGCUCUGCUCGGGCGGCGUGUGCACGCUGCCAUUGGGACUGCAGUGGCCGAGGGACUCGAUCGUGCCACUGCCGCGUCUUUGA
Molecule: messenger RNA, 771 nt
Organism: Emiliania huxleyi CCMP1516
Lineage: Eukaryota; Haptophyta; Isochrysidales; Noelaerhabdaceae
Exons: 2
Coding region: 1-771 (256 amino acids)
Molecular function (GO): histone H3K79 methyltransferase activity
Source: RefSeq, a predicted model, not a curated record